Molecule: messenger RNA, 477 nt
Organism: Hylaeus volcanicus
Lineage: Eukaryota; Metazoa; Arthropoda; Insecta; Hymenoptera; Colletidae
Exons: 1
Coding region: 1-477 (158 amino acids)
Molecular function (GO): zinc ion binding; nucleic acid binding
Source: RefSeq, a predicted model, not a curated record
AUGGCGAGCCCCUGGCAACAACUGGGAGAUUAUUGUUUUGAGAAACUCUCCAAGUUGCGCGCCCUAAAAUUGAAGAUCCCUGAUGCGUACUUGGAGGACGCUGUCAUCAGCAGUAUAGGCGACGAGACGAUCGAACGGACGAUUCGCUCCAAUCGAUAUGAAAACGUCGACGAGUUACACGCUGUGAUGAAGGAGAUGGGGUCGAUGCCACGAGCGACGGCCCAGAAAAUGGCGAGUCCACGACAACGUGGGCCUAUGAACGAAAUCGAGCCGACGACUUCUACGUCGACAGCGAAGCCGACAUCGUCUACAACGGCGGAGGACACCCGACGACGGGCGGUUACCUGCUUUAAUUGUGGAGAGGUGGGGCACUAUUCGGGCAGGUGCCCAAGCAGCCCGGUUACCUGCAAGUCUUGCAGUAGACAGGGACAUUUGAACAGAUUCUGUUCUAGGUUGAAAGGCAUGAAUACGACAUAG